Cyclocybe aegerita is the source of this 969-nucleotide messenger RNA. NCBI's taxonomy places the organism in Eukaryota, Fungi, Basidiomycota, Agaricomycetes, Agaricales, Hemipholiotaceae. The record is from the annotation of a GenBank genome assembly.
AUGGCGUCAAUACGAGCCGUCUCCAGAACGUCUCCAGCGGCACGCAGGUCGGCAGUACUCAUCUCGACUGUUCAUGCAAAGCGACUGCUUCACGCCUCGGCGACGCGUCGGGCGAUUACCAACUUCCAGAUGCCGGCCAUGUCGCCUACAAUGACGGAGGGUGGUAUUGCGUCGUGGAAGAAGAAGGAAGGAGAGUCGUUUGCCCAGGGUGAUGUCCUGUUAGAAAUUGAAACUGACAAGGCUACCAUCGACGUUGAAGCGCAGGAUGACGGUAUUAUGGGUAAAAUCCUUGCGCCGGACGGUACGAAGGGUAUUCCAGUUGGCAAGAUUAUUGCUCUCCUAGCUGAGGAGGGUGACGACAUCUCCAACCUCGAAAUACCAAAGGAAGAUGCCGCACCUCCACCUCCAGCGCAUGAGUCGGCAGCGUCAACUUCCUCUGCACCCGCACCUCCUCCUCCGGCUUCGUCUCAACCUCUUCAAAUCCUCUCCCAUCACCCUCCGGAACACUCGCGACCUCUCUUCCCUUCUGUCCACCGCCUGCUCAUCGAGAAUAAUGUGACCAAACCUGAGGAGAUUAAAGGCACUGGGGUGCGGGGUAUGCUCACCAAAGGUGACGUCCUCGCGUAUCUCGGCAAGGCAUCCGGCCCGUUGGGUACGUUCAAGCCUGGCCCGUCACCAAUCUCUGAGGCGAUCAAGGCGAAUACGAAGGGUGGCGCAGUGGCGAAGAAGUCUGACGGGGCGAAGAGGGCACCUCUGGACGGACCUUCCAUUCGCCGACUCAUAGUCUCGACAAUGCUUCAAGCGUCCAUCAAGGCGCGUAACCCGGUGCCAGCUGGCCUCAAAGACGCGGACUUCGAUUCUGUCAUCGCGGAUUAUCUUCCUUCCAACCCACCCUCUACCCCAUCCAAAGCUCCUUCAGCUCCAUCGGCGUUGAAAAAGUCCUCAAAUUAUCUCGACGGAUUAUUCUGA